AGCUCCUCUCUUGUACAAAACAGCAUCCAUAAAACUUGCAGCAACAACGAAAGCAAACGCACGGUUUUAUAGUUCUGCCAACAAUGAUACUGAGCCUGCCGUCGAGGGUACCAUCAACAUGGAGGAAUCAAUGAAUCAAAUCGAACAAUUGUACAGUGAAGCCAAAGACGAGAUUGAAUAUGCUGAAGACUCUCAAGGAACAACGUAUUAUCAUGAAGACCUGGCCACAGCAGGAAAGGCAGUAGAUGAAGUCUUUGACGCCUACGAUAAGUUUAUUCAAUCUCUACCUACUGAAGAUAUGAAAAAGGAAGUAAAGCAAAAAGUCGACUUGAAGAUGGAAGAAUUGAAGAUGGCUUUUGCCGCUUUGCCUGAAGAAUCUGAUUAAAAAAAAAAAGGGACGGUUGUAUAUCAUAGCAAAAAAAAAGCGGAAAGGGUGCA
Mycotypha africana is the source of this 438-nucleotide messenger RNA. RefSeq lists its product as uncharacterized. The record is from RefSeq and is a predicted model, not a curated record. Bases 119 to 385 code for a protein of 88 amino acids. The transcript has 2 exons. Lineage: Eukaryota; Fungi; Mucoromycota; Mucoromycetes; Mucorales; Mycotyphaceae.